Molecule: messenger RNA, 4740 nt
Organism: Nilaparvata lugens (brown planthopper)
Lineage: Eukaryota; Metazoa; Arthropoda; Insecta; Hemiptera; Delphacidae
Product: poly(A) polymerase type 3
Exons: 14
Coding region: 282-2165 (627 amino acids)
Cellular component (GO): nucleus
Molecular function (GO): poly(A) RNA polymerase activity; RNA binding
Source: RefSeq, a predicted model, not a curated record
AACGCCAUAUUGUUGUCAUAUACAUUUACAUCACACCACAGUUCAGUGCAAGUACAUAGUAUAGGCGUUUUGUAUAAAAUUUUGUUCAUUUGCACUUAAAAUUAAAUUACAAAUUAUUCUAAAUUAUUUAUCUAUUCAUUAAGUGUAACAGACAAAUUAUAACAAUAUUAAAUCAUUUGAAACGCAGAAAUGUCUUUUGUUAAAUUAAUGAUCGAGGAGUUUCAAAAUUGAGGUUUUACUUGUCAUGCAGUUGAGGAACAAACACGAAGAAUCAAGCAAGGAUGUGGAACACUACACACCACACGCAGACGCAGAGCACCGUGCAGUCGGCGAGCAUUGGGCUGAAGGGGGGUGUAGCGGUGGGGGAUGGAGGGCGAACCACCCUGGGCAUGACGUCAGCGAUUAGUACGGCCGGGCCGAAACCGAUUGACAUCCAGCGCACCACCGAACUGCAGGAGGCACUCAAGCCUUACAAUGUCUCCGAGUCUGAGGAGGAGCUCAAUCAUAGAAUGGAGAUCCUGAGCAAGCUGAACUGCCUGGUGAAGGAGUGGAUCAAGGAGGUGAGCAUCUCGCGCAACAUGCCGGAGAACGUGGCCGAGCAGGUGGGAGGCAAGAUCUACACGUUCGGCUCCUACCGGCUGGGCGUCCACCACAAGGGCGCCGACAUUGACGCCCUCUGCGUCGCCCCCCGCCACAUCAACCGCGCCGACUACUUCACCACAUUCUUCGACAAACUCAAACAACAUCCGGAGGUCACCGAUCUCAGGGCGGUGGAAGAAGCUUUUGUACCUGUUAUCAAAAUGAACUUCGAUGGAAUUGAAAUUGAUAUGUUGUUUGCGAGAUUAGCUCUAAAAGAAAUACCAGACUCUAUGGAUUUGAAAGAUGAUAUGUUGUUGAAGAACUUGGAUCCGAAAUGUGUGCGAAGUUUGAACGGUUGCCGAGUGACUGAUGAGAUUCUCCGAUUAGUUCCUAAUAUUGAAAACUUUCGUUUGGCAUUAAGAACCAUCAAGCUGUGGGCGAAAAAGCACGGUAUCUACAGCAACGUGCUGGGCUACCUGGGUGGCGUGUCGUGGGCGAUGCUGGUGGCGCGCACCUGCCAGCUGUACCCAAACGCAGUGGCUGCCACCCUGGUGCACAAGUUCUUCCUGGUGUUCUACCAGUGGAAGUGGCCGCAGCCCGUGCUCCUCAAGCAGCCCGAGAACGUCAACCUUGGUUUCGCCGUGUGGGACCCGCGCGUCACCAUUUCGGACCGCUUCCAUCUGAUGCCGAUCAUCACGCCCGCCUAUCCGCAGCAGAACAGCACCUUCAAUGUGUCGGUGUCGACGCGCACCAUUAUGGUGGAGGCGUUCAAGCAGGGCCUCAGUGUCACCGAUGACAUAGUCACCGGACGGUGUCCCUGGGCCAAACUGUUUGAGGCGCCCAAUUUCUUCAUCAAGUACAGGCACUUUAUCGUGCUGCUAGCCAGCUCGAACACAGCCGAAGACCAGCUGGAGUGGUGCGGCCUCAUCGAGUCGAAGGUGCGCCACCUGAUUGGCACACUGGAGCGCAACCCCUACAUAGUGCUCGCUCACGUCAACCCCGAAUGCUUCAACGGCCCCCCGCCCCCGCCGCAGCCACUGCCAACCGACCCCGCUGCUCCCCCCGCCCCACAGCCACCCUGCUGCUCCAUGUGGUUCAUUGGCCUCAUCUUCCAGGAGUCCAAGAGUCUAAACAUCGACCUCACCUACGACAUACAGUCCUUCACCAAUUCAGUCCAUAGGCAAGCGAUACAGAUAAAAAUGCUCAAAGAUGGAAUGAAAAUCGAGGCAAGGCACGUUAGAAGGAAGCAAUUGAGUGCAUAUGUGCCAUCACACUUGUUCAGAAGAGAGAGAAAGGUCUCGACCAGUGGUAACACGACUCCGCCACAGCACCGCAACGGCACGACGUCACCAAGCGAGAACAAUGUCAGUAGAAAGAGACCCUCCGAUACUGCCAUCACUGUCGAGAACAAAAAGUCGAGAAAAUCUGAAACUCAGGAGGAUGACUCGCCAAAUAGUUCAGUGAUAUUGCACUGUGGUGAAGAUUCCAACAGCGGCUUUUCAUCAGAAGACUAUUCAAGGUCGCACGAUACAAACUUAAACAGUUGUCAGGAGAAUAGCAGUAGUAGUAUUAAGGUUGAUACGUGACAGAAAACCCUAUGCUAAUUAUUCGGCAAAACAAUUUUUACCCGGUUUAGUAUUUUCUAGGUAUACAGCAUGGAGUCAGGAGUGAGCAGACCGUUUGGAAAGUAACAAAAAAAUAUCAACAAAAGGAGGAAAAGAGGAGGAUAUAAAAAGAGGGUGAAGAGGACACGAUGAGUAAGAGACAUGUAGUCCGUAUGUAGGUGACGACGGUAAUUAUUGUCGCAAGUGUUUGCAAUGUCGGUUUCUUUUUUAUCUGUAGACAUUUUAUUCGUGGGGGUUUGUAUCUGCAAUGUCGUUAUUGGUAAGUAUUUAUUUAUUGUAAGAUGCACAUUUGCGUGUGUACGAAUAUGUUUUGUACGUAAGUGUAAAGUCAUGCGAAUGGCGCUAGGUCAGCAUUAUUUGACUGAAGACUAAUGGUUCACCAUUGCUUCGUCAAGGUCGACUUUUGUAUAUAGAUAUCUGUAUAUACAGGUGAACGUCGUUGGUAAGAAGAUAUAUUCAUUAUUGUGAAGAGUGAUCAUGUAAAAUCAUGGGAGUGGACCUCCCAUGUUUGGUUGAGAUCUCGGCCGGAUGGCGAAGUUUGCAUUUAUGAUGCUCCGUCGGCGAUAUAGCUGGCAAAUGAAGAGAUUUGAAGUUUUUCUUGGUCAAAUAGCUGGCAAGAUGGAAAAUUUUAAAGUUUUAUUGGAGCUUCAUGGGGAAGAAUGCUACUUGCAUUGAUUCUCCACCGUGAGUUGAACUGAUGUGCAGAGCAGAGCAUUGCAAUUCUAACUUUCAAUAUCUAUCGCCAAAUUGUAAGCGUAGUCAAAUGUUUUGCUCUAAAACUUUAUAUUCAAAAUAAUCAUAUAUAUAGUCCAGUUGCUCUCUCUUAUAAUAUACUAUGAAUCAAAUAAAUUUAUAGCAAACAAUUAUCAUUUUUCAGUAACAUACCAUUGUUGCGCAGAACUGUGUUUCCCUGUAGAAAUUUGAUAUUUGCUACUCGAAUUUCUUUAUGCAAAUCGAACUCUGACUGAUUCACAAAACAAUUUGAGUUCGUUUUGUAAUUUUAAUCAAUGCACAUUAUGUUGAGUGCAUCUGUGAGUAGAUCGCUAAUUUUCACUUUAGGUUAAUAUAUUUUACAACGAAUUAAUGCAUUGCUGGUUAUGCUUGUCCAUCACUCUAUCAUUUUUCCCCUGUAGAAUAAACAGGGCAUUCUCAUGAAUGAAUUGAGAUUGAUUCUCGAAUUAUUUUGCUCGAUGCAGUCAAUGUUAGGACAAAAUUAUUUAUUUCUAUUUCUUAUUAGUUUUAUUAUUUUGUAAAAUAGUACGUUUAUCUCUUCGAUUCCACCUAGGAAGAGAUUCAACCUAAACUGAUAUCAUUGGAAUGAACCAAUAUUUAAGUUUUUUAUUGUUUUUAUGUUCACUUGCAAUACUGCAAUUUUUGGUCAUUGAUAUUGAAGUAAUAAAGUAUGGUUUUCUUCAUCCUAUUAAUAACUAUUUAAUCUGAUUUGUCAUAUUAUUCAAAUUUGUUUCUCUAUAUCUUGAUGAAACAUUUCUUAUUCAUUGUGAAUUCUUUUAUCAGCCUGAUUGGUAGAAAUUCUAACCCACAACUGAUUGCUAAAAACUUAUUUUCAAUAAAAACAGUAAUUUCAAUCAGAACAUUGUGAUUGAAUUUUCGGAUUGGCAAUAAUCGAGUACUAUUUUUAUUUUACAAGCAUAUGAGUUACCUCUUACUAUCCCAUCGAGGUACUAUUCUUGUAUGUAAAUGUUCUUUCCCCCUCAAGUCCAAAGCUGGAACAAUUUUGCUAUUUACCGUUAUUCAACAUUUGUUGAAUUUUUAUAGUUUCGUAAUAAUUACAUUAAUUAUUAUUUUCAAGUAAACUACAGUAUCCUCUCCCGUUCUUCUAUACCGUUGAAUAUAUAUAUAUAUAUUUUGGUUUCAACUCACGCAUUAAAUUGGUGAUAAUAACUUAAAAUAUCCAUGUUACAUGAUAAUUUUUCUUAGUUUUCAGUAGAGCCUAUUUUUCUGUUACUUUUAUUUUGUGGUCAUUCUCAAUGUAGACAUUUUGAAGCUUUGUUUCAACUUAUCAUAAAUUUUAGCUGGGAUUAAUAGAAAAUUAAAAAGUUCUAGUUAAAGAAUUCUUGAAAUUUUGGUCUGCAGUAUUGCAAGUGAAUGUAGAACAUAAUUAUUAAUUCGAUCACAGUUUUAUUUUCACAUUAUUUUUAAUACUGAACCAUUCCACUCUACCCGUUUUGUUAUUUUUGUGAUGUUCAAUUGUUAUUUUUGACUUUCAUAAUAGACACAUAGCUGUUUACGAAUUGUACAGAAUUUAAAAUUAAUCUUGCUGUCGAGUAGCUCAGGUUUUGUUACCAUUUUCAUUGUUGUCCCCCAGUACAAGUAACCACAUUUACAUCUUCGUAGACCUUUCUGUGGUGAAUAUUUAUAAUAGUGGGAUAGUUUAUCAGAUCCGAUUGUAAAUUUCAUUUCAACAAAUAGCUUACUAAGCAAAUUGGUAUUAUAGUCGCAUUAUGUGUCAUCUGCGAUGUUGUUAAAUGCAAAUGUACUUGAAAUUUUAUGAUAAUAAAAACCUCCCCAUCCAAAA